This is a messenger RNA of Candidula unifasciata, 339 nucleotides long. Lineage: Eukaryota; Metazoa; Mollusca; Gastropoda; Stylommatophora; Geomitridae. The record is from the annotation of a GenBank genome assembly.
AGGAGGGGGGUGAAGUAGAUGGAGAUGAAGUAGAGGGAGGUGAAAUAGAGGGAGGUGAAGUAGAUGGAGAUGAAGUAGAUGGAGCUGAAGUAGAGGGAGGUGAAGUAGAUGGAGAUGAAGUAGAGGGAGGUGAAGUAGAGGAAGGUGAAGUAGAGGGAGGUGAAGUAGAGGGAGGCGAAGUAAAUGGAGGUGAAGUAGCGGGAAGUGAAGCAGAUCGAGAUGAAGUAGACAGAGGUGAAGUAGAUGAAGUGGAAGUAGUGGGAAGUGAAGUAGAUGAAAGUGAAGUAGAUGGAAGUGAAGUAGAGGGAGGUGAAGUAAAUGGAAGUGAAGUAGAUGGAA